AUCAGCGGGUUAUUCGGUGUGCCCCUUUCUGAAGGUGGUUUCAAUGUCAGCUGUCGAGGAUUGCAUCAAAAAUAGGCUUUUGUGGUCCGAGUUGCCUGUGACCAUUAAAGCUACGUUGAAUGAAGACGCGGCAGAAUACGAUGCUCGAGUGCUCGUGCAUUUUCUACAAAACCAGUUGGAAUAUUCGGGCGAACUAAUUCGAAAAAUUGUUCGCAGCGAAAGGGCUUAUUAUCGCCAACUGGUGCGGUACAGCUCCCAGCAAAUGAUGCUAUUUCCAUAUCAUCUUCAACGAAAAAUUGUACCUGGUUUGAGCAUAACUCCAUUUAAGUACUACAGGAAUAUUGUCCAUCAAACAAUGCUUUCUGAACUCUCAUAUGAUCGGUUACCUAAUUUUACUGCGGCUGAUUGUUAUCAGAUUCUUGGAAUCGGGCGAAACGAAUAUAUGGAUCUCUUAAACGUUUACAAGGGAAAGCUAUGUUCGUCUCAAUCCAGUCUUGUUGAAACCCCAUCCUCUGUUCUUGACGAAUUGCUCCCCAAAGCCCCUCUUGACUUUGCGCAUCUUCAACCUUGGUUCGUCGUUAGAGCCGGGUCCGUGAGCGAUGCCGAUGUUAAGGCUCACGAACCCGAUGUUCAAUCUAUUCUCGAUCGAAUAAUUGAUAACGAUCGCUCACCCGACACGAGUCAUUUUGGUCCUGGUCUGAAGAUUUCUGAAAUACCCAUCGAUAUUUUUCAAAAUCUUUACCGGCGUGGUCUAGUUUACGUUGAAGUCCCGAUUCUCGAAAAUGAUUGCCUCUCUGUUCCCACUCUUGAUGGAUUUAUCAUGAAUCGAGUUAGCGGAGACAGUUGUGAAACUUUGCUUUACAAGAUUUUUGUGUCUCUUGAUCCUCAAUCAUGCGUUCGUCAGUUAGCCGCGGAUUUGGGCGUUGGACUGGAAUUUGUAAUCAACGCGGCAUCAUUGUUUGUCCGUUUAGGAUUUGCUUAUAAAACUGAUUCAGUUUCCGACCAAUCGUAUGUUGAGUAUGGUGACGUUGAUAUCUCAUCUUGCGAGUAUGACAAUACACUACCCUCCACUAAGCCGCAGAAAAUUGCUUUCAUUUUUGAUUCCUCAAUAACAGCCUACCUCAUGCUGGGAAACCUUUCAGCAGACUUGAAAAAACAUUCUGUUACCAUGUUUGAAGUCGGAAAGCUGACAGGUGAUUCACUCAGUGCCUUCUAUAGAGAAAUUUCUUCUUUGUCCCAAUCUGCGGAACAGGAUGUAGGUAUUUAUUACGAGCAUGCAAGGUGUCUGAGUCAAACAAUGUGUCACAUUUCAAGUGCUCAAACCUCAAAUAAGACUGAUUUUCGAUAUUUGGAUCUAGUGAGAUGCGGUUCCUUGGCUUCAUUAGAGCCCGUUACACGACGUCGAAUCUUAUCGAAAAACUACAAUCUUGUUGUCUGUAUGGCCCCACUUUCUUUUGAAGAAUCACGUGUUUUGUGUCCAGAUUUGCCUCUCAUCUUGGGACCUUCAAUCCCUGAAAUCAACUCGCCAUGGUUCCGCUUCUUUGUUACUCGUACUGUGGAUAUUGGUGGUAUGCCAUCCCUCCUUCUUUGCCGCGGUGCCCAUGUCACGAAGCUGCCCUUAUCUCUCUCUCGUUUCUCAAGAUUCCUCGUCACUUCGUGGGGACAUGAGCCUGUUCUCAUGGACAUCUAUGGCCUCUUCUAUUCCGUUAAUGAUCUUACCCUCAAUUUUCCUGUCCUCAUCCAGGCUUAUGAUGAUCGUGACAACAGUUCUCCUCUUCAUCAACACUUUCUUCCUAUGCCUAUCUCACCUGAUUUCCUCAAACGAAUUAAUAAUAAACUAGAUUGGUUAGAGCGUCUUUCGAAGAGCGUGGACAUAACAUCUUUCAUAGGUUAUCUCUCCCUCCUUCUUCCGGAUGGAAAAUCAGAGGUGGAUAAUGAAGCACAACAUGGUGAUAUGGAGUCCACAAAUGAGAUAAUCGGCGGAGGAACUCUCUACCAGCAGAACACCUCCCAGUUUCUGGAGCAUUCCAUCAUUGAUUCACGUGUGGUGCUGACAGAGGACGCACUUGAGGGUGCUGUCAAUGACGGUCGACCAGUUUGCUUAUUAAGUGUCCACUUGGGCAUACCUCUGUUCAACUCAACACUAAACAAUGCUGUCUUCGAGAGGAUUAACCAUGUGUGUGACAAUUCUCAAUUGGGUCUUCUACCUUCACAGGUGCGCUCCCAGCUUUCUGCAGCGAAUAGUUCGCUGCAGGAAAAGCUUGUAGAAUUUAUAAAAUCUGUUGGAGGAGUUUAUGUGCAUAAUGGCUUUUCUAUGACACUGGAUGACAGUAUGGCAGGCAGCUGCGGUGACAAGACGUCCAUGCCGCCAUUGCCGCUUCCGUCAAGAUCAUUGUGUUGUUCCUGUGAUGGUGACCUGGAGGAGUGGGAAGAUUAG
Hydatigera taeniaeformis is the source of this 2437-nucleotide messenger RNA. NCBI's taxonomy places the organism in Eukaryota, Metazoa, Platyhelminthes, Cestoda, Cyclophyllidea, Taeniidae. The record is from the annotation of a GenBank genome assembly.